Molecule: messenger RNA, 1748 nt
Organism: Arachis stenosperma
Lineage: Eukaryota; Viridiplantae; Streptophyta; Magnoliopsida; Fabales; Fabaceae
Product: berberine bridge enzyme-like 8
Exons: 1
Coding region: 64-1659 (531 amino acids)
Molecular function (GO): FAD binding; oxidoreductase activity
Source: RefSeq, a predicted model, not a curated record
GUGUUGUCCAAUUCCUUGGAGGCUUGGACUCGGUCUUCGUCUGAUUGCAGUAGAUGGGACACAAUGGCUAUUACCUAUGCACUUGUUCCACUCUUUUUGGCCCCGAUCUUUCUACUUGAAAUUCUAAUGGCUGCUGCAGAUAUUCUUCAGUGCCUUUCUCUCCAUUCACACCCCUCUUUUCCAAUCUCUCAAGUCACCUACUUUCCCAACACAACUUCCUAUCCAUCCAUCUUAAACUCCUACAUCAGAAACCUCAGGUUCAUUUCCCCCAUCACCCCCAAACCCUCCUUCAUCAUCACCCCCACCCACCUCUCCCACAUUCAAGCUUCCAUUAUCUGCUGCAACCAAUUCUCUCUUCAGCUCAGAAUCAGAAGCGGAGGCCAUGACUACGACGGCCUCUCCUACGUUUCCCAGCUCCCAUUCAUUAUUCUCGACAUGUUCAUGCUCCAAUCUGUGGACAUCAACAUGGACGAUUGCACUGCUUGGGUUGAUUCUGGCGCCACAAUUGGUGAGCUUUACUAUAAGAUUUCUCAGACAAGCAAGGUUCAUGGCUUCCCGGCCGGUGUGUGCCCCACUGUGGGCGUUGGAGGCCACUUAAGCGGCGGCGGCUAUGGCAACUUGAUGAGAAGAUUUGGCCUCUCUGUUGAUCACAUUCUUGAUGCAAUCAUUGUGGAUGCUAAUGGAACAGUCUUGGAUAGGAAAUCAAUGGGGGAAGAUCUCUUUUGGGCUAUUCGAGGAGGCGGUGGAGCUAGCUUUGGUGUUAUCGUUUCAUGGAAAAUCAAGCUUGUUCCUGUGCCUGAGGUUGUAACUGUUUUCAGAGUUGAAAAGACAUUGGAACAAGGUGCUACUGAAAUUGUUCAUCAAUGGCAGCAUGUUGCCCAUAGAAUACACCAUGGUUUGUUCAUUAGAGUGGUUCUUAGUCCAGUGAAAAGAAAUGGGAAGAAAACAAUAAGGGCUAAGUUCAAUGCAUUGUUUCUUGGAGAUUCAGAAGAGCUUCUAGGGAUAAUGAAUGAGAAUUUUCCUGAACUUGGUUUGGUUGGUGAACAAUGCAUUGAAAUGAGUUGGAUCGAUUCGGUGCUGUUUUGGUAUAACUAUCCGGUGGGAACUUCAAGGGAAGCUUUGCUUCAAAGGGUGCCUGAAUCAGAGAAAUUCUUGAAGAGGAAAUCAGAUUAUGUGCAGAAGGCGAUGUCGAAAACGGAGCUUGAAAGCUUGUGGGAGAAGAUGAUGGAGCUAGAAAAGCCUGUUCUAACACUGAAUCCUUAUGGUGGGAGAAUGAGUGAGAUUUCUGAGGUGGAAACACCAUUUCCACACAGGGCUGGUAACCUAUAUAAGAUUCAGUAUUCUGUUAAUUGGAAAGAGGAGGGUAAUGAUGUUGCUAAUCAUCAUUUAGAUGCAAUUAGAAGGCUUUAUGAUUAUAUGACACCUUAUGUGUGCAAUUCACCUAGAAGUUCUUACUUGAACUAUAGAGAUGUUGACAUAGGUGUCAAUGGAGAUGGAAAUGUUGGUUAUGCAGAAGCUAGCAUUUGGGGUAGUAAGUAUUUCAAAGGAAACUUUGAUAGGUUGGUAGAGGUGAAAACCAUGGUAGAUCCGGGUAAUUUUUUCAGAUAUGAACAGAGCAUCCCAUCACUUGCAUCUUGGGAUAGUUUAAUGUCACAAUAGUAUAUAUCUUGUAUUAAGAUUCUAAUUUCUAAUGGAAUUGGUAGCAAAUGAAAAUGGCUAAUUUAAUUAAUACAAUAAGUCUCGAAAAA